GCCUGAAGGGCUCAUGAGAUGACGAAGUGAUGGGGAGAGGUUGGUCAUAUAGGUGGUACCGUAAUGUUUUGGCUGGGUUGAAGAGAGAAUACGCUAAGCGGUUUGCUCGAAAGAGAUGGACCAGAGGGCAGUCGUUGUUCGAAGUGAAUCGCACCGGUAGUCGAUCCGCUACUGAUCUCAACAUCAUUGGAAUCCGAGAGGUUAUAGCCGACGUUGACCCGAAGAUGGUCGCAGGCGAUGUGAUUUGUUAUCUGCUCGGGCACAUCAGAUACACCCUGCCGUCUCUGACCUUCAAGGUGGAGGCCGGUCACCCGCUCCUCGAUGGUAUGAUUGGGUUUUUAGAGCGACUGAUUUUCACACCGGUUCUGUUAUCAGGGUUCCUGGAUGUUCAAGCACCGCCAAGAAGGUUCGAGCCAGAGGUUUGCGCCGCACUGCUUACGGUAAACAAUGUCCAGGAAGUUACGGUGAUGGAUCUGCAAAAGGGGACGGUUGCAUCCCCGAGUCAACACUCUCUGCAUCUUCAGCAACAGCCGUCGAGGAGUGAGAAGCAACCACCUUCUAUGGAGUUCUUUGCUCCUGAGCUCCCUUUUAAGGAUGGCAAGGCAACGUUGGAGCAGCUAGAAGCUGCUGUUGAGAUCAGGGAGUACCGAGAGCCCUUGGUCCCACUCUUGCCCGACAUGAGGUUGUUGCUGGGUGCGAAACCGAGCAACGUCCCGGAUGCCCAGAUUCGGCGGAACGUAGCUUUUGCAGCACUUCUCUCAGGUCUGUCAAGCAACGAGCUGGCAGCUUGCUACGGCAGCCAUGGUCGAAGGCAGCAGGUUGUUCCUGAGCCCUUUACAGUUAAGUACAGGGGCAAGUGCAUUACCACACUGACCGACUUCAUCACAGAGCUCACGACAAGUGGCCAUGAGAUCAGCGCUAUGAGCAUUGUACGAUCGAUAUACACUCUGGAACUCCACCACCUCGACCAGAAGACAGGGAAACUUCUAGAUGUUCCGGUUCAACCCAUGAUAUAUACUGGUGUGCCCGGCGCAUUUGUGCCGCCUUUCCAUGGGGAGUGGGUGUUCACAGUGCAAGGGAGACACUUCAAUGCCAGAGUCAAGUGGCUCAUGCAGGUGGGAACCCAUGGCCCCAGCGGAGCAGUCUUCCUCCCCUUCGACACCCAUGUCUAUCCUGCCUAUGCUGGAGGUAAGGAGAGGCCAGUGGUGUCCCGGUCAGUGUCCACGUUAAGAACGACGAGUAAUGUAUCUGUAUCUGGAUCUGGAUCUGGAUCUCUUCCGAGUCACCACAAAGGAUCAUCCGGAUCUGAAUCGGAUAUCCCGGACAUCAAUCUGGCGGGUAGGCUCCUCUUGAAUGCCGGACUUAUCAGUCAGAUUUUCGCCUUGUAUGCUGAGAGGACCUGUCUUCCACUGGGUGGCUAUGGCAACUACGGCAUCUGCAAUGACAGCACAGAACUUCUGUCGUUGAUGACUGGUGUUGGAUCGACCAAGCUGUACCCUCUUAUGAACAGAAGGUAUAUCAUGCGUGGGGUUGCCGCCUUUGCGGAGGACCUUGCAGCUGCAGGCGUGGGUACCAAGUACAGGAAGAAGAAAGGAACAUCGACGAUGCUAGGGAGACCACCUGCGGUCCAGAAAGCCGGUCUUUCCCUUGAGACCUGCCGGCAGCUGCUCUGCUUUGCUGCUGCCGCCAGGCUCAUCAACAGUGAUGUCGAUGGGGCAGCUGCUAGCAACUUGAAUGGGGAGCUUCCGCAUCCAUCCAACGUGGCCACGAGGGUACUUUCUUCCUGGCCAUGGGAGGCAGGGAAGGAGCCUUUUGUCCAUGCAUCAGCUGCCAAGGUCGCUCUGCAGAACGCUGCUAACCCAGCUCUCCUGCUGAAGGCACAGACGAGGCUCAUCAGCGUCAAGAGGCCUGCAAGAAGAAGCCAGAGAAGGAGAAGAAUUCUCGGCCCUCUCUGGAGAUCUCUGCGCCCGAAAUGAGCAUCCUCGGCGUGUUUUCUUCUGCGGAUGACAAUACCGCGCAUUAUUAUUUGUGUACGUGUGCCUGCACUUCCGUGCCUGUGUGUUGGUACGCAUGCCAUGUUCUUUCUCAAAUCGCCAGAAUUAUUCGUAUCUGUGUUUGCGUGUGCAUGUGUAUGUGUGUGUUCAGGCAUGUGCAUUCAUACUUGCAGAUGCUUUUGACUGUCCCAUGCACACUCUUUGGCCCGAAAUCGGGAUUAGUCAAAUAAAUGUUGUACCCGAUG
This is a messenger RNA of Chara braunii, 2239 nucleotides long. Lineage: Eukaryota; Viridiplantae; Streptophyta; Charophyceae; Charales; Characeae. The record is from the annotation of a GenBank genome assembly.